GCGGGGGUGCUGGGACAGCACGCUCCGGGCGGAGGGCGCGGUGGGGCGGGGGUUGCAGCGCGUUCGCUGAGGCGGUGUCGGCGAUGCGGCCUUUUCUCCCCCGCGGCACGCGCUCCGUGACGCGGCCCGGCCCGGGCAGGGUCGGGUGUCCCGGCCGUGUGGGCGCCGGGGCGGUGGCGGAGGCGCCCUGUCAGCGCCGGGCGGCGGCGUUCGGUCGGCAGUGCCUCGCUGCGGGUGUUGCCCCUUCCCCGAGAGCGCUCCUUGCUCGGUGCCCUUGCGCUCCGCUGACACAGGCGGGACUCCCUCACCGUUCCCCGGUGCCGUGUGAAAGGGCCGGCUCGGCCCCGCCGCGAAGUCGGAGCGAGCCCCGCUUUGCCGGGGUGAGGCGUGCAGCUGCUAGUUGUUUCCCUUUGAGAGGAGCCGGGGAAGGUCUGUUUUAGACUGUAAACAACGAAAUACAAAUCCUGUCCGUCCUGUUCUGUGCGGUCUGCAGCACAGAAGCAUGCUUUCCACUGAGCCUCACACUGCCACCCGUGCUCCAGAAUGUCUCUGAGUGAGAAGAACAGUGUGGUGUUUGCCUACGAAUCUUCAGUGCACAGUACCAAUGUGCUUCUCAGCCUGGACGAUCAGCGAAAGCAAGAUAUCCUCUGUGACGUUACCAUUUUAGUGGAAGAUCAGCGAUUCCGGGCUCACAGAGCUGUGCUUGCAGCGUGCAGCAGUUACUUCCUUUCCAGAAUUGUGGGCCAGGUGGACACUGAUCUCAUCAUCACUUUGCCAGAAGAGGUAACACUUAAAGGAUUUAGUCCUUUGCUUCAGUUUGCAUAUACAGCAAAACUUGUUUUAAAUAAAGACAAUGUAUCUGAAGUUUGCAAAUGUGCAGAAUUUUUGGGUGUACGCAACAUUGAAGAGUCCUGCUUUCAGUUUCUCAAAUUCAGAUUUUUGGACUUUAAAUUGGAUCAGCGGGAAUGUGCUAGGAAGAAAUGUUGCACACAGCGUUGUCAGAAAGCAAACCCUAAAACUGGCAAUGUGGAUGAUGGAGACCUAGAAAUAAAUUAUGAUGUAGAAGCACUUCUAGAAAAGGAAUGUAGUCAAAUACCUAACACAACGCCCUGUAAAGAUGAAGAAAAUGCUAAAUCAUCACCUAAUUUCCAAGAUAAUGCCAAUCAAAACUGCGAUCCUGUUCAUUUAGAAAGGGGUAGUGCUUCCAGCUUAUCUUCCCAAUGCCCAAAAUACAGAAAAUUCCAGAAAGCUUUUGGAAAUGACAAAGUUCAUACUUCAGAGUCCAAUUCCAGUAUUAAAGAUGUUCAGGUACCACCAUUUGCAACUUGUCUUGAGAAGGAAAUACCUGAUAACGAUGGCAUACAAAAAGCUCAGGAGUGUGUGCCUAUGCAGCUGAUCUCAAACUGUGAAGAGACUCAGGUAGAAAUGGAAGAAAGGGAAGAAGGCAUUCAGAAAAAAGAAGAAUCAAAGAGAGAUUCUGGGACUCACAAUAUGUCAUGUCCUGUGGAGAAAAUGGAUCUUGCUGCUUUCCCCCAAAACUCUGCUGCAUCUCAUGGACCCAAUUCUGUGUCUGUUUUACAUAGUUGUGAGCAAUAUGGUAAUCUGAAUUUCAGUAGUAUGCAAAACAACACCGUCUUAGCUGAAAAAACUGUGUUAAGUACUGGAGCUGGAAAUGACAAGACUGAAAGUCAAGGUAACCCAUCUUCAAAAGUGGAUUUGUGCAUUAGGGGAGCCACUAACAUCACCUCAGCGGGAGAUCGAAGCAGUGUGGAGAGAGAGAUAGCAGAACAGCUAGCACAGGGCUUCUGGAGUGACAUUCACAGCACAGAUGCCGGCCAAAUACAUUUACCACCUGCAGUUUCUAAAGAUUCCUUGGAGCCGGCGUAUUCGGGGAAAAAAUCCGAGUGUCCGUGGCUGGGGAUCAGGAUCAGUGAAAGCCCUGAACCUUGCUCCCAGCGAACUUUUACAACGCUCAAUUCCGUCAGCUGCCCCUUUAUAAGCACCCUGAGCACUGAAGGAUGCUCCAACGCCUCGGAAAUAAGCAGUGGAGAUUAUGUUCAGGGACAGCAGCAAGAACAGUGCUCCUAUAACUACGUGAUAAGUUUGGGCGAGGAUUCGGAGACAGACACUGAGGGAGACAGUGAAUCCUGUUCAGCGAGAGAACAAGAAUGUGAGGUAAAACUGCCAUUUAAUGCACAAAGGAUUAUCUCACUUUCAAGAAAUGACUUCCAAUCAUUUCUGAAAAUGCAUAAAUUAACUCCUGAACAAUUGGACUGUAUUCAUGAUAUCCGAAGACGAAGUAAAAACAGAAUUGCAGCACAGCGAUGUCGCAAGAGAAAACUUGACUGCAUACAAAAUCUUGAAUCUGAAAUUGAGAAACUGCAAAAUGAGAAGGAGAAUUUGCUGAAGGAAAGAAACCACAUUUUAUCAACUCUGGGUGAGACAAAGCAGAAUCUGACUGGACUUUGCCAGCAGGUGUGUAAGGAAGCAGCCUUGAGUCAAGAGCAAAUACAAAUACUUGCAAAAUAUUCUUCUUCAGAUUGUCCACUCUCGUUUUUGUUCCCGAAAAGAGAACAAACUGCUCCAUCUGAUAGUGAGCUCGUGGUCCCAGCAUCUGUAGAAUCAGCAAAUGGUCUUUCAGGUGCCACACCUACAGCUGAGCAGAGAACCUGUUACCAGUGUGUCCAAAGCGUGUGUGAGGCUGAGCGUGAUCAGGUACAGGAACCGCAUCCCGUUUGUGCCAGAACAGCGGAGCAAACGCCGCUCAUGGAGCAGUGUGGACAGAGCAGUGGCAUCACAGACUUCUGCCAGCAAAUGACUGACAAAUGCACUACAGAUGAGUGAAUUUCUCCUUCCAUUGCCAGCCUCUCAGCAUUGCAACUGCAAGUGGGAUUGAGCAUUAUUGGAAAGUAACUUACUAAGUGAGAGAAAAGAUAGAAGUUUAAUCUUUUGAAACUAUAUUUACAAUUACGUGGUCACCAUUAUUACUUGGCAAGCUUUGGGUUUGCUCUGUGUAGUUCCAGAACAUAAUUUGUAUGUGUCAGCCUUGGAGCUUUUUCUGUGUGGUUAUGCCAAGGAGGGUUCAGGAAAGCUGUUGACAAGUACAGACUCCUUUCACAGGUGCUUGUUUGUGAGGAAGUUUUGUUCAUGUAUAGAGCAGCCUACUCUGAUUUAUGCCCCAGUGUUAAAAGCCACUCUGCGUUUUAAGGAAAGCCUCCUGACAGCUGUUUAUGCACAAUGACUUCUAUAUCUGGAGUUCUUCUAAGACUUCUUUUUUCCUGGUAGGCAAACCUUAAGAAGCAUAUAUAGCUCCAUAAAUGUUCAUUUUGUAGAUGGUCUAAGUAACGUGAUAGGAUGAAGAGAUUCUGGAAGGUGCACUCUGGAUUAGCUCCUUGUUUCCUGCUGUUCCCCUCCCCAUCCCAGAGACGACUUCUACUGAAUUAAAGCAGUAGGCUACUACUAGUAGUAGAAUUGAUUAGUAGUAGACUUUUAUUGAUUAAGUGCUUUUGUCUCGUCUCUCUAGUACAGAAUUUAAAAAAUUUUAAAAAAUUAAACUGGAGCAGCAGAGGUGCUGCCACAUUACUGCUCUCUCCUCUACAUUUAGAGGGAGGAAUAACAAUGCACUGUGGAAGGCAGACAUGUGAAACUGAUACAGUUCUUGGAUGAAUGUGCAUCAGCUCCUCUGGCAUCUGAAUCCCAUAGGCUUAUUAAAACUCACUGCUGUAUUGUUCUGGCAUCUUCA
Prinia subflava (tawny-flanked prinia) is the source of this 3742-nucleotide messenger RNA. RefSeq names its product BTB domain and CNC homolog 1 (gene BACH1). The transcript is spliced from 5 exons. Gene Ontology annotation, biological process: regulation of transcription by RNA polymerase II. The coding region runs from base 544 to 2844 and encodes 766 amino acids. Lineage: Eukaryota; Metazoa; Chordata; Aves; Passeriformes; Cisticolidae. The record is from RefSeq and is a predicted model, not a curated record. Gene Ontology annotation, molecular function: RNA polymerase II cis-regulatory region sequence-specific DNA binding; protein binding; DNA-binding transcription factor activity, RNA polymerase II-specific.